GGAAGAUCUACCCUGGCACCCAGUGGCCAAAGAGGAGAUGUCCCUGAGAAUGAUCUGCAUGGAAGACUUUAUAUCAACCGUGUUUUUCAUAUCAGCGCUGAGAGAAUGUUUGAAUUGCUCUUCACUAGUUCUCGGUUUAUGCAGAGAUUUUCCAAUUCUAGAAAUAUAGUAGAUGUAGUAUCUACGCCUUGGACUGUAGAACCUGGAGGCAAUCAGCUGAGAACCAUGAACUACAAUAUAGUCCUUAAUAAUCCACUUACUGGAAAAUGCACCUCUGCCACUGAGAAGCAGACACUAUAUAAAGAAAGUCGAGAAUCAUGUUUUUAUGUGGUGGAUGCGGAAGUAUCAACACAUGAUGUCCCCUACCAUGAUUACUUUUAUACUUUGAACCGAUACUGUAUCAUCCGAUCUUCAAAACAGAAAUGCAGGCUAAGAGUUUCCACAGAUGUGAAAUAUAGAAAACAACCCUGGGGUCUUAUAAAAUCUUUAAUUGAGAAGAAUUCCUGGAAUUCACUGGCGGAUUAUUUUAAGCAGCUUGAAUCAGAUUUGUUAAUGGAAGAAUCCAUAUCAAGCCAGUCUAUUGAAGAUCCUGCAAAACUUAGUGGGCUACGAAGGCGAAGGAGAACAUUCAACCGAACGACAGAAAUUGUUCCUAAACUGUCUUCUCAGCGGUCUUCCGGAGAUUUGGGCUUAGAUGUCAAAGGGGAUAUUACAGAAAAGAAAAAAGAAAUAGAAAGCUAUUACACUACUCUUAUUGUGGUCAUGAGUAUUUUUUUGCUAUUGCUAGUUUUGUUGAAUGUGACAUUAUUUAUGAAGCUGUCGAAGAUAGAAUAUGCUGCUCAAUCAUUUUACCGUCUCCACGUCCAAGAAGAGAAAUCGCUGAAUUUAGCCUCUGAUAUGGUGUCAAGAGCAGAAAAUACUCAAAAGAAUAAAGAUCAUGCUCAUCGUUUAAAAGGAGUGCUCCGAGAUUCCAUAGUGAUGCUUGAACAGCUGAAGAGCUCUCUGGUUAUGCUUCAAAGAACCUUUGACCUACUAAAUAAGAACAAGACUGGCAUGGCUGUCGAAAGCUAG
Elephantulus edwardii (Cape elephant shrew) is the source of this 1071-nucleotide messenger RNA. RefSeq names its product GRAM domain containing 1C (gene GRAMD1C). Gene Ontology annotation, molecular function: sterol transfer activity; sterol binding. The coding region runs from base 106 to 1071 and encodes 321 amino acids. Gene Ontology annotation, cellular component: endoplasmic reticulum-plasma membrane contact site; plasma membrane; endoplasmic reticulum membrane. Gene Ontology annotation, biological process: intracellular sterol transport. Lineage: Eukaryota; Metazoa; Chordata; Mammalia; Macroscelidea; Macroscelididae. The transcript is spliced from 10 exons. The record is from RefSeq and is a predicted model, not a curated record.